Messenger RNA from Dictyostelium purpureum, 4413 nucleotides. RefSeq lists its product as uncharacterized. The transcript has 8 exons. Gene Ontology annotation, biological process: transmembrane transport; aggregation involved in sorocarp development; sorocarp morphogenesis. Gene Ontology annotation, molecular function: ATP binding; ATP hydrolysis activity; ABC-type transporter activity. The record is from RefSeq and is a predicted model, not a curated record. NCBI's taxonomy places the organism in Eukaryota, Evosea, Eumycetozoa, Dictyosteliales, Dictyosteliaceae. Bases 1 to 4413 code for a protein of 1470 amino acids. Gene Ontology annotation, cellular component: membrane.
AUGGAUGGUCAAGAACUUCAUGAAAUUACCUUGGGUAACAAUGGAGAGUCCACCUCAAAUGUCAAUUUGGAUAGUGGUAAGAACGCAUAUGAUAAUUUUGAAAAAGAAAUUGAAACUGAAUCAAAGCAAUUUGGUGCCGCUUUAGAUCCAGAAACCUCAUACAUGGCCGGUGGUGAAACUGAAGAAGAUUUUAAAUUACGUAAAUACUUUGAAAAUUCACAAAGAAUGGCAAUGGAAAAUGGUGGUAAACCAAAGAAGAUGGGUGUCGUCUUCAAAAAUUUAACUGUUGUUGGUAAAGGUGCCGAUACAUCUGUUAUAGCUGAUAUGUCAACUCCAUUUUGGGCUAUUGUAGAUUUUUUUAAACCAUCAACAUGGAAAAAAAAAGCAGAAUCAACUUUUGAUAUUUUACACGAUGUAACAGGUUUUUGUAAAGAUGGUCAAAUGUUAUUAGUUUUAGGUAGACCAGGUGCUGGUUGUUCAACUUUAUUACGUAUUAUUUCAAAUCAAAGAGACUCCUACGUUAGCGUUAAUGGUGAUGUAACAUAUGGUGGUAUCUCAUCAAAGGAAUGGAGAAAAUAUAAAGCCGAAGCUAUUUAUACACCAGAAGAAGAUUCAAAUCAUCCAACUCUUACACUUAGCGAAACUUUAGAUUUUGCCUUAAAAUGUAAAACUCCAGGUAAUCGUUUACCAGACGAAUCAAAAAGAAGUUUCCGUGAAAAAGUAUUAAAUUUAUUAUUAUCAAUGUUUGGUAUUGUUCAUCAAGCUGAUACUAUUGUCGGUAAUGAAUUCAUUAGAGGUUUAUCAGGUGGUGAAAGAAAACGUUUAACCAUUGCUGAAGCAAUGGUUUCAUCAGCUUCAAUUACAUGUUGGGAUUGUUCAACUAGAGGUUUAGAUGCUGCAUCAGCUUUUGAUUAUGCAAAAUCAAUUCGUAUUAUGUCAGAUACCUUACAUAAAACUACAAUUGCAUCAUUUUAUCAAGCAUCAGAUUCAAUUUAUAACACUUUUGAUAAAGUUUUAAUUUUAGAAAAAGGUAGAUGUAUUUAUUUUGGCCCAGUUGGCAAAGCUAAAGAUUAUUUUAUGAGUUUAGGUUUUGAUUGUGAAGCAAGAAAAUCAACUCCAGAUUUCUUAACUGGUGUCACUAAUCCACAAGAACGUAUUAUUAAAAAAGGAUUUGAAGAUCGUGUUCCAGAAACAUCAGCAGAUUUCGAAACAGCAUGGAGAGCCUCAGAACUUUAUCGUGAUGGUAUUAAAGAAUUGGAAGAAUAUGAAAGUCAAAUCGAAGCAGAACAACCAAGAGUUGCUUUUGUUGAAGAAGUAAGAAAUGAAAAGAGUAGAACCAAUCCAAAGAGUUCACAAUAUACUACCAGUUUUGUUACUCAAGUUGUAGCUUUAAUUAAAAGAAACUUUUCAAUGAUUUGGGGUGAUAAAUUUGGUAUUUGUUCACGUUAUUUAUCAGUUUUAAUUCAAGCAUUUGUUUAUGGUUCCAUUUUCUUCCAAUUGAACAGAGAUAUUGAUGGUUUAUUCACUCGUGGUGGUGCCAUUUUAUCAUCUAUCAUUUUUAACGCUUUCCUUUCUAUUGGUGAAAUGUCUAUGACUUUCUUUGGUCGUCGUGUAUUACAAAAACAUCGUUCUUAUGCUAUGUAUCGUCCAUCUGCUUUACAUAUUGCUCAAGUCGUCACCGAUAUUCCAUUCACCUUUUUACAAGUUUUACUCUACUCAAUUAUUGUAUACUUUAUGGUCGGUUUAGGUUAUGAUGCAGGUAAAUUCUUUGUGUUCAUUUUCACUCUUUUAGGUUGUUCUUUAGCUUGUACUGCUCUUUUCAGAUUAUUUGGUAACCUUUGUCCAAGUAUGUACAUUGCUCAAAACAUUUUAAAUGUAUUUGUCAUUUUCAUGCUUACCUAUGCUGGUUAUACAAUUCCAAAACAAAAGAUGCACCCUUGGUUCGGUUGGUUCUUCUGGAUCAAUAUCUUUGGUUACACUUUCAAAGCUUUAAUGGAUAACGAAAUGACUGGUACCGAUUUUAAUUGUGAUGCUUCUGCUAUUCCAUUUGAUCCACUCUAUGCUGCAGGUCUUAAACCAAAUAAUUCAUAUGCCGAUGAACAAUAUAGAAUUUGUCCAAUGGGUGGUGCUGUACAGGGUGACACUAAAUUUAAAGGUGAAUUUUAUUUGGAACAUGGUCUCUCAUUCCCACAUAAUCAACUUGCACUUAACGUUAUCGUUGUUUAUUUAUUCUGGCUCCUUUUCGUUGUUUGCAAUAUGAUUGCUAUGGAAGUUUUAGAUCAUACUUCAGGUGGUUAUACUCACAAGGUCUAUAAAAAAGGUAAAGCUCCAAAACUUAAUGAUGUUGAAGAAGAAAAACAAUUAAACGCUAUUGUCGCCAACGCUACAAAUAAUAUGAAAGAUACUCUCAAAAUGUAUGGUGGUAUUUUCACAUGGCAAAAUAUUCGUUACACUGUUCCAGUUAUGGGUGGUCAAAGAUUACUUUUAGAUAACAUUGAAGGUUGGAUUAAACCAGGUCAAAUGACAGCUUUAAUGGGUUCAUCAGGUGCCGGUAAAACUACUUUACUCGAUGUCUUAGCUAAAAGAAAGACUAUUGGUGUUGUUGAAGGUGAUUGCACAUUAAACGGUAAACCAUUGGAAAUCGAUUUCGAACGUAUUACUGGUUAUGUUGAGCAAAUGGAUGUUCAUAAUCCAGGUUUAACUGUCCGUGAAGCUUUAAGAUUCUCUGCUAAAUUACGUCAAGAACCAGAAGUCUCAUUAGAUGAAAAAUUCAAAUAUGUUGAGCAUGUACUCGAAAUGAUGGAAAUGAAACAUUUAGGUGAUGCUUUAAUUGGUACCUUAGAAACUGGUGUUGGUAUUUCAGUCGAAGAAAGAAAACGUUUAACCAUUGGUGUCGAAUUAGUCGCCAAACCACACAUUCUUUUCCUUGAUGAACCAACCUCUGGUUUAGAUGCUCAAUCCUCAUACAAUAUUAUUAAAUUCAUUCGUAAACUCGCCGAUGCUGGUAUGCCAUUAGUUUGUACUAUUCAUCAACCAUCAAGUGUAUUAUUCGAACAUUUCGAUCGUUUAUUACUUUUAGCUAAAGGUGGUAAAACUGUAUACUUUGGUGACAUUGGUGAAAAAUCAAGUAUUCUUUCCUCUUAUUUCCAACGUCAUGGUUGCAGACCAUGUAACGAUAGUGAAAAUCCAGCUGAAUAUAUGUUAGAAUGUAUUGGUGCUGGUGUUCACGGUAAAACUGAUGUCGACUGGCCAGCCGCCUGGAGAGAUUCACCAGAAAGAAAUGCUGUCAACAACGAACUUUCUACUUUAAGAACCCAAGUUGAUCAAUCACUCGAUAACAAAGGUGAACCAAGAGAAUUUGCUACUACAACAUGGUUCCAAGUUAAAGAGGUUUACAAACGUCUCAAUUUAAUCUGGUGGAGAGAUCCAUUCUACACUUAUGGUUCAUUCAUUCAAUCAGCUUUAUGUGGUCUCAUUAUUGGUUUUACUUUCUGGUCACUCAAAGAUUCAUCAUCCGAUAUGAAUCAACGUAUUUUCUUUGUUUUCGAAGCUCUUAUGUUAGGUAUCCUUUUAAUUUUCGUAGUCAUGCCACAAUUAAUUAUGCAAAGAGAAUAUUUCAAACGUGAUUUCGCCAGUAAAUUCUAUUCAUGGUUCCCAUUCGCUAUUAGUAUUGUUGUUGUCGAAUUACCAUAUAUCCUCGUUUCAAGUACUAUUUUCUAUUUCUGUAGCUAUUGGACCGCUGGUUUAGAACAUAACAAUUCUGAUAAUUUCUUCUUUUGGUUAAUUUUCGUUUUCUUCAAUUUCUUCUGUGUCUCAUUCGGUCAAGCUGUCGCUGCUGUUUGUGUUAACAUGUUCUUUGCUAUGACAAUUAUUCCAUUAUUAAUUGUUUUCCUUUUCCUUUUCUGUGGUGUCAUGGUACCACCAGAAAAAAUUCCAUAUUUCUGGAGAUCAUGGAUUUACAAAAUCAAUCCAGCACGUUAUUUCAUGGAAGGUAUUAUCACUGAUGUCCUCCAUUGGGUCAAUGUAGAAUGUACCGAAGAAGAUUUAGCUAUUUUCACCGCUCCACCAGGUUUAACUUGUGAAGAAUACACCAAAGAUUUCAUGGUUGAAGGUGUUCCAGGUAAAAUUCGUUCUGAUUUGGCUCCAUUACCUACUGGAGAAACAAGAUGUGGUUAUUGUAUUUAUGCUAAUGGUAAAGAAUACUAUUCAACUUUAGGUUGGGAUGAAGGUAAUCGUUGGAGAAAUUUCGGUAUCCUUUGUUGCUAUAUUGUCUUUAAUAUCUUUUUAGUUAUCUUAUUUGUUUAUCUUACCCGUAAAGGAACAGCGUUAGCCAAUAUUCUAAAAUUGUUUUGGCUUUGUGCUUUCUCUUGGUGUUGGUGGUUCUACAUCUAUAUAUUUGAGAGCAUUCAAUAA